CAAAAAUAGUAGAAUAUCAAGAAUAAACCUGUGUAAAAGUGCAUUGGAGUAAAAAAUUAUGUGUCUACUAUUAUCAGUUGUUCGCACAUCUAUCACUCCGAGCAAAGCGCGAUUCGCCAUUUGUAGUUACAGUCAACCUGCCAGAUCCAAUCAUAACAAACAUAAAAUUUCAUAUAUUUGAAUACUAUGCAAUGAAAUAAAUUCAGAAAGUUCAAGUUAUCUAUAAAAACUAUAUCUUAACAUGUGUGAUCAAACUGAAAUACAAUAUUUGGAUGGGGACAUAGUAUGGGUGAAACUGGGGCCAUGUUGGUGGCCAGGCGAAGUGUGGUCAGAAAAUAAAUUGCCAGAAGGAACUUUACAAGGCUUGAAAAAGUCGCCUUUUGCUGUUGUUAGAUUCUUUGAAGAAGAGAAAUUUGGUUUUGUCAAGAGUGUUAGUGAUAUUUAUCGGUAUAAUUGCAGUAGAAAAGAUGAAUUCAUUAAGAAAGGACUUGAUAAAUUUCGGGCAAAAAAUAAGUUUAUGGAAAAAUUUCCUAAUGAUAUUAAAAAAGCAGAGGAAUUAACUGGUGGUAACCCAGCUAUAGCUGAGGAUUCUAAAUAUGCACCUAGCCCUAAAUUGAGUUACAAUGAUUUAUAUGGCUCGCCCGUACAAAAGAAAAAAAAGACAACAAAAGAUAUUAGCAUUAGUAAAGCCAGUCCUUCAAAAAAGAAUAAAAGUGGAAUUCUCUCACCCAGCAGUGAUUGGACCCCUAAGUCACGGUCAUCACAAUUUAGUACACCUGGAUCUUCUCAAUAUAACUCCCCAACAGGACCAUCGUCAGAUAAGAAAUAUAAUUGCUACAAAUGUGGAUAUAAAACAGAUCGAAUAAAUGUUAUAAUAAUACAUUUAAAACAACAUUCUGCAAGUGGAUAUGGCAGUUCACCAAUAUUUUCAAAAUACUCUCCCAAUAGCUCAUAUAAUUCCAACUAUCAAACACCAACAAGGGUUAGCGGUAUAUCAAGAACUAGUCAGCUCACGCAAGAUGAAUCACAGAAUACUCCUAAAAUGGCAAAUAAAGAACCUAAAAGAGCUUUAUCUGCUAAAGGUAAAAUGUCACCGGGUAUAAAUCCUAAAGGAAAGAAACGAGGUAGAUCAACAAAGAAAACUGAUGUUUCUGCUAAGAAAAUUAAAUCAAGUGAACAUGAAAUUAAAAGUAAAUUGUUGGCCGAUUGGUCAGAUGAUCAAGAUAGUGAAAUGGAAGAUACAGAUAAAGAAAAAACUGCAGAUACAAGCAUGUCUGAAGACGACAAUAAAUUAUCUACAUCUGUAGUAGAACCAGAUAAAGAUGUAUCUAAUCUAUCAAUUAAUGAAAAUGAACAAGAAACUGCAGUUAGUGAAACUGAUGUAUCUGAAUCUGCAAAAUCAAAAGAUGAUGCAUCUAUAUCUGUAUCAAAAGAUAAAAAUGAAUCUACAGAUCCUAUAAUGGAUAUUAGUUUAUCUAAUAAUAAAGAUGAUACUUCUAUGCCUGUAGAAAAUGAUAGUAAAUCUAGAACUAAUUCUGUUGAAAAGUCUGAAGAUGAAAGCAAAUCAAAAUCUUGUUUCGAUUUUGAAGAAGAUGAUGUAAUUGAUGUUCCUAAAAGUCCAGGUAGAAAGAUUCCUAGACUUAUAACAAAGAAAACCAGAAAGGAAUUUGAAUAUACGCCAGAACCUGCAGAUAUAAGUUCUAGUGAUAAAAAGCAAGACUCUAUAAAACCAGUGGUUUCAGAUACAGUUGAACAUACAAAGCUACUAGAUUCUAAAGAGCAAAAUGAUUCCAAUAAUUUGGAACUUGAUAUAGAUGAUAUCCUUAAUAAAACCAAAUUACCUGAAUUGCCAGAAGUUCCACAAGAUAAAUUUGUUGAUGUAGAAGUCAAACAGAAACCUUUACGAGAAAUAAUGUCUCCAAAAGAAAGAGGGAAAAGAAUUUUCAAAAGCAAACAAAUAUUCAAAACUCGCAUGCAAGAAAAAUAUGGAAGUGAUAUAAAGCCUAUUGAUGACAAUGAUAUUGUUUUAGAUGAUGUGAGUAAAGAUAACUUGAAUUUAAGCGGUGAUAAAGCUACAGAAAAUGAAACAGACAGUAUGAAUAAAGAAGAAGAUAUUGAAAAUAAUUUAAAUAAUGACAUAAAAGAAAUUACAGAAGCUGAUUUGAAGGCUGCCAUAAGCACAAAAUCUGAUUUCAGUAGUAAUGCAAUGCAUGAAGGCCAAUUAUCUGUAAUUGAUCCUAUAGGUUCUGAAAUUGAUCCUGUAGUUUCUGAAAUUGAUUCUGUAGUUACUAAAAUUGAUACUGUAGUUACUAAAAUUGACGAUACUGACUCUAUAAAAGAAUCUAAUCUCCACCCUGAAGAGACAAAAUUACCUAAGUUAAGUGACACUAAUAAUGAAAAGAAUGAAAAUGAUGAUAUUACUAUAAAGAAUACUGGAGAUGUUCUCCCAGAUGAAAUACAGAAUGAAGAAAGCAUAUCACUUUAUAGUAUUACCAACAGUUCCUUGCAUUCAAAUGACAUUGCUGAACCAAAACAAAUAUUAAAGAAAAGAAAAUCAAGAAGUUCGACUGGUGAAAGUAUCCCAAAAUCUCCAAGAAUAGAUAAACCUCCACAAAUAAUUCAAGAGUCAGAUAAAACAUUUAAUGUGAUUGAGAAUGCAGUUAUAGAAGAAUCUUCAAAAAUUGGUGAUGACACCUUGCAAACCUCUAUUAAGGAAGAUAAAAUAAUUAGCAAUGACAGUGAUAUUCUAAAUGAUAAAGAUACAAAUAAAAAUGAUAAAUCAAUUAGUGCAAUAAAUGUUGCUGAGUGUCUAAUCAAUUUUUCAGAAUCAGCUCACUCUGAAAAUAUUGAUGAAUCAACAGUAUCUCCUGCAAAAAACAAAACUACAACGCACAACACAACAUUGUUGACUAAAUCACCUACACUACCUGAACAAAAAGUGCCUCAAUUGGGACUCGGCGCUAUUGAUGCUUCUGAACCACUAAAUAUAGAGAAGAAUAAUAAAAUUGAAAACAUUGAUGAUAAAAAGUGUGAAACUAAUAAUGUAGAUAAACUUCAUGUUGAGGUUGAAGAAAAAAAGUUGGAAGUACCAGAUAUUCAGUCAUAUAUAACUGGUAGGUCUCAAACACCUGAAACAAUUUUUAAAGCGCCAAUGAAAUCUCGCCUGCAUAAUAUAUUAACUGAAAGUCCGUGCUCUUCAGUAUCUAAUUCUUCAAAAGAUAUAAUCAAAAAUUCAUCUUCCAAAGUUAAACAUAAUAAAGUUAGUGACAUCUGUGCAAAUCCUAAGAAACAAUUUGUUAUUAAGAUGAAAAAUGAGAAAAGUGCAGCUACAAAUCAAAGUGAUUUCAAAAGUGCUAUUGAUCAAAUAGAAGAUAUCGAAACAUUUGUAAUUGAAAAACCAAAACCUUCUAUACAUAGAGAUCCUGUAAAUGAAAUGCCAAAACAAAUGAAAUCAGAAUUGAGAAUUUUGAAGAAAGGUACCAAGAAGCCAGCUAUAAUAACUUCUAAAAAACAUGUUCCUAUUAAAAAUGUUGCUCAAGAUGACUCUGUUUUUGACAUCAAUUCCAUGCCAAUUGUUUUAUCUGAUGAAAUUAUAACAAAUGAUAAUCUAGAUCAAAUGCAAUUGGUGCUGCCAGAAAAUGUUGAUGAAUCGAGCAUGAUUAUUGAUAAUAAUAUAAUAAUAAUGGAUAAAUCACAUGAAAUUGUAAACAAGAUGGAACAAAAAACUCAUGUGCCAAAGAUGACACCUAAAAUGCAAAUUUUAAGAAAAGUAGAAAAUUCAAAAUCUAUGUUAAUUCAGAAAGCAGCUUCAAGCUCACCCAAUAGUGCAUUAUUAGCAAAGAAUCAAAGAGUUUAUCAAUCGCCAACCAAAACUAAAAUUUUAAAACAAAACCCAACAGUUAUUACACAACCUGGAAAACCUGGUAAAUUCAUAGUUAUCCCAUCAUCUUCUUCUCCAGCUGGCAGCAAAUAUACAGUUGGAAAGCGUUUGCAACAAAAAUCAAUAAUAGUUAAAACUACUACUAGUAAUUCAAGUCAAGUUGGAAGUAAUGAGGUAGUGAGCCCACCUGGUAAGCCAAUUAUACAAAAAGUAGUUCAUCAAAAAGUUAAUGUUGACUCUUCUGGAAAUACUGUUUUGUUUAUUACAAACUCAAAUGGAGAACAAAGUAAAGUUGUUUUGACUGCAGAUCAAAAGAUGAAAAGUUCUGUAACUCCGCAGACGAUAGUAACAUCUAAAGGAGCAAUUAUAAACCCCAAAAAUUCAUCUGCCAUCGUAACCACGUCAAAGCCAAGCCAGUUGCUGCUUACUAGUAAAGGCCAAAUAAUAUCCAGGACAAAUUUACAAAAUACUGCAAAAUUAGCACCUGCAACAAUGAAACAAAAAAUUCCUUCAAAUGUGGGACAUACCAUGCUCACAUCAAAGGGUUCUUUGGUCACAACAUCAAAACUAAUUUCUUCUUCUGGACAGAUUAUACAACCAAAUCAACUAAUAAUGAAUAAAGGAAAAGUAUUAUCUUCAUUAUCCCCUAAUCAAAUUAAGAAAACUGGAGCUACAAAAAUAAUUGUAAAUAAGAAAACAAAUAAUCAACCACAUACAUUAAUUAAAGAUGUGAAUCAAAUAACAAAAAAUAUUUUACCCGAAAGAACAAAACCGCAGGUUCAUAAGAAAGGUUUUGUCAAACUUUCUACACAACAAUUGGCUGAGAUGGAAAAAUUAGGUUUUGUCACUGAAACGGCCCAUGGUAAAAUUAUCACUCCAGAGGGAAUAAAACACAUGCAAACAAUGACUCAAGAUAUCAAAAUUGAACACCAUCCUCAUCAGAAAAAGAUCAUCAAGCCAAAUACAACUUUAAAGAAAAUUGGUCCUUUACCUAAUGUUACAGAGAAUGCUCAACUAAUUCAAAAGAAAAAAACAAUUAUAAUAAAUAAACAACCAGCAAUGCCACCUCUUACCCCAAUUGAUGCCAAAUCUGUGGCAUCACAAGAAGCAUUAUAUCAAACAAAUAUUGACAUGCCAACAUCAUCCGAUGUAGAACAUUCAGAUAAUUCAGAUACUCAUUCUAUAUCACAAACUCAAGAGCAACUAUCAUCUGCAAAUGUUUCUGAAUCUGAUGCCAGUACAACAUUGCCUCAAGAACCGGCUCUAACUGCUUUACCUGAUGCACAAUUACUAGCUGUGCCAGGAGAGACAUUUAAUGGACCUCUGGGAUCUUUCUUCUUAUGUUCUGUUGAAGAAAAUGGGAAUUUGACACCUAUUGAUAAUCAGCCUUUAUAUUUGGAUGCCAAUAAUCAACUAGUGCCAGCAGCAAAUGUUCAGGACAAUGUUUUGGCUAAUAUGUCAGAAGAAAAUACUUUAACAGAACAAAUUGCAGUUUCGCCUGCUGAUGCAACUGCUGUUACUCCUGCUCAGAUAGAUGUGCCAUUAGAAGGUUUAGAAAAUCAACAAAUAAUUAUUAAUGCUGAUGGCCAACAAUUCAUCUUAGAUCAACAAAGUCUACUAGCCCUUAGCGAGCAGCAAAUACUCACUACAGAUGGGCAACAAUUGAUUUUACAAGGAAACGCUCAACAAAUAUUAGCAGCUCUUGCAGGAAAUCAAGAAGUUAAUACAUUAGAUGAAAAUGUUUUAACUGUUAAUGAAAAUGUUUCAUACCAACAUGAAUUUGGUAACAAAGAUAUACUUGCAACAGCAUUAGCUAAUACUAAUGUUUUUCAAAAUGAUGGAACAAAUCCAGAUCUAGACAUUUAUCAAAAUAUACAACAAAAUGAUUAUAAGCACUCUACAGUAAGUGAAACAAGUACAGCUUUACAACAACCUAUCAUGUCGCCAUUAGAACUACCUAGUAAAAAAGCAGAAGAUAGCGAAAAGAUUGAAGAAAUUAAUUUUAAUCAGAAUAUUGAUGAUAGCUUAGCUGUUAUAGGAGUCAAUUCAACAAAUAUACCUACAAGUUUAGAUUUACCUAUUACAAUCACAAAUCCAGAAAUAGCACCAAAAUCAACAAAUCCAUUGCAUAUGGCAUGUGAAAUGUUAUAUCAAACAACUUCAUACAGUCCAGUAACCAGUAAAGAAUUAGCGUCUAGUGAUAUUUUUCAAACACCAGAUGUACCAAUGAGUCAUGAAAGUCUUGUACAUAACAGUGAUAUAUCAGCAAAUUUAAGUAUGCCUGAAUUAAAUAGUGAUUGCAAAGAUGAAGAACUCAAUGAGCCAGAAAGCUCAAAUACAACAUUUUCAAAUGAGUCAAUGCCAUUGCUUAAUGACAAUGAAAAUAGUCAAUUGGAAGUUGAUAUAGAUUCAAAUAAAAACAUGCAAGUGGAAACAGAAGCUUCAACAAAAAAUGAAACAGUUGAAGAAUCUAAAGUUGUAGAUACAACUUGUCCGCCAGCUGAAAUAGAAUUAGAAAAUAAUUUAAUUGAAAAAAAUAGCAAUGAAUUGGAGAACAAAAAUAUUAUAGAAGAUAGCAUGGAAAUUGAAAAUAAUUGCACCAUGGAAAAAGAUCAUGAAACCAAAACACAAGAACCAAUAGAUAAAAUGGAAAUAAACAAUGAGAACAAUAUAUUUCCAGAAACGAUAAUUGAAAAUCAAAAUGUUUCAAAUGUAGAUGUGCAGGAUUCACCAGCUACAGUUUUAGAAUCUACUACCCACACACAGGUAGACGUUAAGGAAAGUUCAGUUACCGAAUUAAGUGAAGAUUGUAAUCUAGAUAAAAAUACUAUCGAAAGUAAUCAGAAUCUUAGUCCAACAAAUAUGGUUGUUUCUACAGAAACUGAAAUUAGUAAAGUAGACGAUACUAGUAAUUCAGAAAUAAAUAUCAUUACUGAAGGCUUACAUUUUGGAUCAGAGCCAUCAGACUUAUUAACACCUAGCACAAUUCCUGAAACAAUAGUAUCUCCCAGAUCACCUUGUGAAGUACCAAAUGACUUUUGUGAAUCAUCUAACUCUUGUGAAAUUCCCAUCCAACCAAAUUUAAGGUAUAAUAAGGACGAAGAAAAUAUUGAUGAAUUGAUCAAUGAUAAUAAUGCUAAUGAUAUCGACGGAAUGAAGAAAGAUAAAGAACAGUUGAAGAACAAUACUGACAAAACUGCAGAAGAAAAUAAUGAUUUUGAUAUGAGAUAAUAGUAUAUCACGUAAAUUUAUUUUUAGGUUUACAUUGUGUGUAUGUGGGUGGUAUGAACGUUGUGUAAGACUCUUUGGUAAAAUGAUCUUAUAACAUGAAAUUGUUUUAAUCUUGUUGAAA
Molecule: messenger RNA, 7232 nt
Organism: Ctenocephalides felis (cat flea)
Lineage: Eukaryota; Metazoa; Arthropoda; Insecta; Siphonaptera; Pulicidae
Exons: 6
Coding region: 242-7111 (2289 amino acids)
Source: RefSeq, a predicted model, not a curated record